Molecule: messenger RNA, 555 nt
Organism: Carcharodon carcharias (great white shark)
Lineage: Eukaryota; Metazoa; Chordata; Chondrichthyes; Lamniformes; Lamnidae
Product: homeobox protein vent1-like
Exons: 3
Coding region: 1-555 (184 amino acids)
Biological process (GO): regulation of transcription by RNA polymerase II
Molecular function (GO): RNA polymerase II cis-regulatory region sequence-specific DNA binding; DNA-binding transcription factor activity, RNA polymerase II-specific
Source: RefSeq, a predicted model, not a curated record
AUGCUGGAAGGCGCAUUCUCCGUGGAAUGGCUGGCACGGAGCAGUCGAAGACUAAACGAGCCUGGGCAGAAUCUAGCCCAGAGCCAGAACCUGGACAGCCAUCCAGCUCCCAGCAGCAAAGCGCUUCAAGGUGAACAGGAGACAGGGCAUCGUGACCUGUGCAGAGCAGAGACAGCACAUGACAAAGACACAAGGAGCCACAUUAAAAAGAGCGGCAGCUCAGUAACGAGUAAUAACCAAGGCAGCAAAUCUCCACACACAGCUCCUGAACUCCUCGAAGCCGGCGCCGCCUGCAGAGUUAGCGCCUCCGGAGAGAUGGACAGUGACUCCAGGAUCGAGGAUUGGGCUGAUCGCCGGCGCCUCCGAACUGUCUUCACCGUGGAACAACUGCGCAUACUCGAGCUGAGUUUCCAUUGUCAGCCAUACCCGGGAUCCGACCAGAGGCGGAGCCUAGCUGGAGAACUUAACCUAUCAGAGACACAGGUCAAAACCUGGUUUCAGAAUCGCCGAAUGAAACUCAAACAGCAGCUUCAAGAUGCUCAGGCUGAGGCCUGA